AUGCUGGACGCCGGAGCUGAGGACGACGCCGGGACGCUGGAGCUCGGAGACUAUGUCGGGAGGCCGGUGCUGGGAAACGAAGGCGAAGACGAAGGGAGAAUGGGGGCAGCGCCCGCCGUCUCCCCGAACCCUAGCUCCGCCGCCACGAAGGGCCACCACCUCCCCGACCUCACCGUCCUCGGCCGCCACCUCAAGUCCCCCUGCAAGACCCACGCCGUCCUCGUCCUCUCCACCGGCGGCGCCCCUUCCUCCGCCCCUGAAGCGCAGCACCACUCUUACGUCUUUGGAGAGGAUGUGGGUUUCGGCGGCGUCUUCCGUUGCACGACAAGGCUAGCCGAACGAUCCAGGAAACAGAGAGUAUUCAAUGCGCCAUUGUGUGAACAGGGUAUUGCCGGAUUUGCUAUUGGCUUAGCAGCAAUGGACAAUAGAGCUAUUGCUGAAAUACAGUUUGCAGAUUAUAUCUUUCCAGCAUUUGAUCAGAUUGUCAACGAAGCCGCUAAAUUCAGAUACCGAAGUGGAAAUGAAUUUAACUGUGGAGGUUUAACAAUUCGAUCUCCAUAUGGAGCUGUUGGACAUGGUGGUCACUACCAUUCACAGUCACCAGAGGCUUUCUUCUGCCAUGUUCCUGGCCUGAAGGUUGUCAUACCUCGGAGUCCACGUGAGGCCAAGGGACUUUUGCUGGCCAGCAUUCGUGACCCAAACCCAGUCAUCUUUUUCGAGCCAAAGUGGUUGUACCGUUUGUCUGUUGAAGAAGUUCCUGAGGGGGACUAUAUGCUGCCUUUAUCCCAGGCGGAAGUGAUCCGCAAAGGAAGUGAUAUAACACUUGUUGGUUGGGGAGCUCAACUUGCAGUGCUGGAACAAGCAUGUGAAGAUGCUUCAAAGGUCAGUUAUUCAUGCUAGUUCUUGUAUGUCUCUGUGAAUUGGUACUAACGUUUUGUUUGGCUAGUGCAUAGAGAUGCCGUCGUAUGUCGUGUACAAG
Hordeum vulgare subsp. vulgare (domesticated barley) is the source of this 979-nucleotide messenger RNA. RefSeq names its product 2-oxoisovalerate dehydrogenase subunit beta 2, mitochondrial-like. Lineage: Eukaryota; Viridiplantae; Streptophyta; Magnoliopsida; Poales; Poaceae. Gene Ontology annotation, molecular function: catalytic activity. The record is from RefSeq and is a predicted model, not a curated record. Bases 1 to 900 code for a protein of 299 amino acids. Gene Ontology annotation, biological process: response to nutrient; branched-chain amino acid catabolic process. The transcript is spliced from 10 exons.